This is a messenger RNA of Eleginops maclovinus (Patagonian blennie), 1683 nucleotides long. RefSeq names its product potassium voltage-gated channel subfamily A member 10. Gene Ontology annotation, molecular function: delayed rectifier potassium channel activity; protein binding. Gene Ontology annotation, biological process: protein homooligomerization; potassium ion transmembrane transport. The record is from RefSeq and is a predicted model, not a curated record. Lineage: Eukaryota; Metazoa; Chordata; Actinopteri; Perciformes; Eleginopidae. Gene Ontology annotation, cellular component: membrane; voltage-gated potassium channel complex.
AUGGAGGUGCCCCUUGUUAAUUUUGAGAACAUGGAUGAUGUUGGCAUUAACCUUGGGGACCCGAAUGACUCCGGGUACCCGACUUCACCCCCUUCAGAGGCUCCUGAUCAGAAUCUUUUGCCCCACCGUCUGAGUUCCCCUCACCAGUCGCCACACAGAGGACGACGUAGGCAUCAUUCUGGGCAUGAAGGACUGUCACCGUCCACUCCUCCAUCUCUGACCACUAAAGCGAACUCCAGCAGUGGCAGUUUGAUCUCUAAUCUGAAGCUCCUGAUCAACAGUGAGUCUCCAACUGACAGUGUCUUCAGUAAGAUGGCUAAGGAUUGCUACGAGAAUGAAGAUUUGUUUGAAAAGCACUGUAUUGAAGAAAAAGACGAGAAAGUUGUCAUCAAUGUAUCAGGCCUGAUGUUCGAGACCCAGCUCAGCACCUUGAAUCACUUUCCAGAAACACUGCUGGGUGACCCGAUGAAGAGGAUAAGAUACUUUGACCCGAUGAAAAACGAGUACUUUUUUGACAGAAACCGCCCAUCAUUUGAUGGCAUUCUGUACUACUACCAGUCAGGGGGGAGAAUCCGCAGACCGGCCAAUGUUCCCUUAGAUGUUUUUGCGAAUGAAAUUGUCUUCUAUGAGUUGGGUCAUGAAGCGAUGGAGCAGUUCCGCGAAGAUGAAGGGUUUGUCAAAGAGCCGGAGGUUCUUUUACCCACAAAUGAACUCCAACGACAAUUCUGGCUCCUGUUCGAAUACCCAGAAAGUUCGAGUGCAGCCAAAUCUGUCGCUCUGGUUUCUGUGUUCGUCAUCGUCAUUUCAAUCGUCAUCUUCUGCCUAGAGACUCUGCCGGAGUUCAGAGAGGACUCUGACUUUCCUCCGGCUUUAACCCAACUCAUCAACGGGACUGCCCCUCAUCCCACCGUUAAAGACGUUUUUGCGUAUUUAACAGACCCCUUUUUCAUUGUGGAGACUAUCUGCAUCAUUUGGUUCUGCUUUGAAGUCGGUGUCCGUUUUGUGGUGUGCCCUAGCAAAAGUGAUUUCUUCAAUAACAUCAUGAACAUCAUCGACAUUGUCUCUAUAAUUCCCUACUUUGUGACCCUUGGAACUGAGCUGGCUACGACCCCUGAUGAGGACUUGAACUCCAGUCAGAACAUGUCCCUGGCAAUCCUAAGAAUCAUCCGUCUAGUGAGAGUCUUCAGGAUUUUUAAACUUUCCCGACACUCCAAAGGGCUUCAGAUCCUGGGGCAGACCUUGAAAGCCAGUAUGAGGGAACUUGGGCUGCUCAUCUUCUUCCUUUUCAUAGGAGUCAUCCUGUUCUCCAGUGCCAUCUACUUUGCAGAAGUGGAUGAGCCGCAGACACAGUUUGUGAGUAUCCCUGACGGCUUCUGGUGGGCCGUAGUGACAAUGACCACUGUGGGAUACGGAGACAUGUGCCCCAUCACAAUGGGAGGCAAAAUGGUGGGCACUCUCUGUGCCAUUGCUGGUGUCCUGACCAUCGCCUUGCCUGUCCCUGUCAUCGUCUCCAACUUUAACUAUUUUUACCAUCGUGAGACUGAGCAGGAGGAGAAACAGGUGAUGGAUGCGGCUGCAGAGGCUGCCCAGAAAAUGUCAGAAGCAAACAAGUAUGGAAGCACACCCUCACUAAACAAAAGUAACGGCACCUGGCAGAAUGAGAAAAAUGGCACAAACUGCUAA